Molecule: messenger RNA, 1281 nt
Organism: Ramularia collo-cygni
Lineage: Eukaryota; Fungi; Ascomycota; Dothideomycetes; Mycosphaerellales; Mycosphaerellaceae
Exons: 1
Coding region: 1-1281 (426 amino acids)
Source: RefSeq, a predicted model, not a curated record
AUGGUAGCCAUCGGACAAACCAUCACGGUCGUCAACAAGUCGGGCAAGGUGGUAGGCACAUCGAAGCAUCUGGUCAACGUCUUCAAGGAAGCAAAGAGUGCAUAUAGUGAGCGUAAGGCGGAGAUCAAGGCCCAGAGAAAGAGUGAGCACGACAUCAAGGAGAAGGAACGCAAGGCACUCAGGGAGCUAGAAGCUCUGACUCUCGUGGACGACGAUGAUGGCCGCAGUUCACAAGCAAGUACAAGAAGAGGUAGUGAUAGUGGCAGGACCAUCAGGAGAAAGCCUGUCCCGGGAAAGUCGAGGGUGGGUAUGAAGCGUGGCGUUUCGGACAGCUUCURUGCGAACGAUCGUCCACAACGUCAUGAUUCCCACCGUCCGUCACCGCUCCGGAAUGGAUCUUCCGUAUCGCUGGGCGAAGAUGAGCCGCGCAUUGGUGAGCUCACGCGGAGACACACGGAGGGCACGCAAUUACGUCGUCAAAAAGAGAGCAAACGGCACGCCAGCAUGGACGAUAUCGACAUGGACUUGGCCUAUGGUGAUUACCUUCCUCAGCCUGGACCCGAGAGCAAACGCGAAGACGAGCUCGAAUUGCAGGAGAAGAUGAGCGGUCUUCAGCGCCUCCUAGACGAAGGCAAUUGCAUUCAACACUCCGUUACCGCCAUGAUCGAUAAUUUGCAAAAGAACCCUGACGCCCUUGCCGCUGUUGCCCUGACGCUCGCGGAGAUUUCCAAUCUGGUGGCGAAGAUGGGUCCGGGAGCUUUKAUGACCAUGAAGAGCUCGUUUCCCGUGAUUGUUGCACUGCUCGCUAGUCCUCAAUUCGCUAUCGCCGCCGGCGUUGGUGUUGGCGUUACGAUCAUCGCGUUUGGUGGCUACAAGAUUAUCAAGAAGAUCAAGGCUCGCGACGAGCUCCGUCUUUUGGAGAGCGGCGUCGAGUUACCAGUAGGCGAGGAAGGGUUUGUUGAGGAAAUGGACGAGCUUCGUGAAAUCGACCACAUUGAGAAAUGGCGUCGUGGGAUUGCUGACGAGCAGGCAAACUCGCUUGGAACCAGCGUCGAUGGCAUGUUUGUUACACCGCAGGCAACACGCACGCUUAUUGAAGAGGGCAAGCUCACUGAAGCUGACUUCAAGCCUGUCUCCACCAAAGAGGAGAAGAAGGCUCGAAAGAGGAAGACGAAGAGCGAGGUUAGUUCCAGGUCAACUCGGAGCAAAAGUAAGAGUGGCGAGGUGAAGGUUAAGAAAGAGCCUUCAGCUCUUCGCAUGCUCUUCAAGGGGAGCUCAUGA